AUGGCCACCAACAAUGAGCCAUCUAGACAUUCGGAUUUUUACAUGUCGACAGUCACCUUCUUGGUGGAAGACUCCUUGUUCAGGGUUCCUAGGGAACCGUUUCAACAAGAGUCAGAAGUAUUUUGCGACACAUUUUCCCUGCCGCAGGGUGACGGAGUUGGCGUAGAGGGAUGGAGCGACGAAAUUCCCAUCCAACUCCACGCAAUCAGCAAGGACGAUUUCGAGCAAUUGUUGAAGGCUCUUUUCCACAGAAAGCAUGGUUCACGGCCUAAUCUGCCUCAAAGUGUCGAACAGUGGACAUCUGUCUUGAAGCUGUCUACGGCGUGGAAUUUCGAGAAGUUGCGCCAAGCGUCCAUCCACGCACUGAUGAAAAGCAAUAUUGGCGCUGUUGAUAGAGUUGUUCUUUCCCAACAGUACGACAUCAACGGCUGGCUAUUGCCUGCUUUAAAUGAGUUGGCCAAGCGGCCGGAACCAAUAACUUUGGAGGAAGCAAAUCGGAUGGGAAUUGAUAUUGCGCUCAGGCUGGCUUCGGUUCGCGAGAGAGUUACUGUGCAAAACGCCUGCAACUAUUCCCGCCGGGAUGUGUACGGGUACUCUGGCCGAGGGGCCGACGACAAUUUGAAUGUCACUGUUGGCAGCUGCAGAGACUCCAGAAUGCAACACUGCGACUUCUCUGAUCAGAUUCGUUCCACGUUCUCCGCGUUCAAUUUGUAG
Messenger RNA from Pisolithus orientalis, 714 nucleotides. RefSeq lists its product as uncharacterized. Lineage: Eukaryota; Fungi; Basidiomycota; Agaricomycetes; Boletales; Pisolithaceae. The record is from RefSeq and is a predicted model, not a curated record. The transcript is spliced from 3 exons. Bases 1 to 714 code for a protein of 237 amino acids.